Dryobates pubescens (Downy woodpecker) is the source of this 2735-nucleotide messenger RNA. It is a transcript of the gene PDE4C, whose product is annotated as phosphodiesterase 4C. NCBI's taxonomy places the organism in Eukaryota, Metazoa, Chordata, Aves, Piciformes, Picidae. Gene Ontology annotation, biological process: signal transduction. The coding region runs from base 481 to 2472 and encodes 663 amino acids. The record is from RefSeq and is a predicted model, not a curated record. Gene Ontology annotation, molecular function: 3',5'-cyclic-AMP phosphodiesterase activity. Gene Ontology annotation, cellular component: nucleus; perinuclear region of cytoplasm; cytosol. The transcript is spliced from 14 exons.
GACUGGAGGGGUCCCCCAGGGUUGGGGGGUGAUACGAACACCGACAGCAGCACCCUGCAGAGCUCCCCGGUAGCGGUACCCGCGUUCCCUCACCCCCGCCCUGUUUCCCCGCAGCGCUGCCGAGACGCCGCCGAAGUCGCUCCGUCGGGACCGGGAGUGGCGGUGGGUGCCGUCCGCCGGCGUUUCUCCGGGAGCCCGUUAUUGCCACCGUUGGGCUGCCGGUUGGCAGAGGCAGCCCGGUGUCCCGAACCCGAGGGCUCUCGGGUGGUCUUCACCAUCGAGGAGAGUGGCCCCAGCAGCGGCGACGAGUCCGAGACCCCCCGCUUUGACCUGGAGAAUGGCCCCCCCGGCCGGGGGGUGCUGGACCCCCAGGCCAGCCCGGGUGCGGGGCUGGUCCUGCAGGGCAGCUUCACCCAUGGCCAGCGCCGCGAGUCCUUCCUCUACCGCUCCGACAGCGACUACGACCUGUCCCCAAAAGCCAUGUCCCGCAACUCCUCCAUCGCCAGUGACCUGCACGGGGAGGACAUGAUCGUGACGCCGUUUGCACAGGUCCUGGCCAGCCUUCGCACCGUCCGGAGCAACCUGACCCACCUGCAGGAUCGCACUGGCAUCAAGCGAGCAUCGAGCAGCAGUUUGCCCUCCGGGAGCAAGGCUGCACCCAGCGCAGAAGAUGCCCACCAGAAGCUCUCGCGGGAGACUCUGGAGGAGCUGGACUGGUGCCUGGACCAGCUGGAGACACUGCAGACCAGGCACUCGGUCAGCGAGAUGGCCUCCAACAAGUUCAGGCGGAUGCUGAGCCGGGAGCUGUCUCACCUCUCCGAGACCAGCCGCUCGGGGAACCAAGUCUCUGAGUACAUCUCCAGGACCUUCCUGGACAAGCAGCACGAAGUGGAGAUCCCCUCGGGGCUGGCCAAGGACAAGGAGAAGGAGCGGCGGAAGCGUCCCAUGUCCCAGAUCAGCGGCGUCCGGAAGCUCACCCACGGCUCCAGCCUCAGCGCCGCCGGCAUCCCCCGCUUCGGGGUGCAGACGGACCGGGAGGGGCUGCUGGCCAAGGUGGGCCCCCGUGGGGGUGACCCAGCUGGCCAUGGGGUCCUGAGCUGGCCCUGCACGGACCUGUGUCCCUCUGGUCCCCAGGAGCUGGAGGACACCAACAAGUGGGGGCUCAACGUGUUCAAGGUGGCCGAGUACUCAGGCAACCGCCCGCUGACGGUCCUCAUGUACAGCAUCUUCCAGGAGCGCGACCUGAUGAAGACCUUCCGCAUCCCUGCCAACACCUUCCUCACCUACAUGCUGACGCUGGAGGAUCACUACCACCCCGACGUCGCCUACCACAACAGCAUCCACGCUGCCGACGUGGCGCAGUCCACCCACGUCCUGCUCUCCACACCGGCGCUGGAGGCUGUCUUCACAGACCUGGAGAUCAUGGCUGCCAUCUUCGCCAGUGCCAUCCAUGACGUUGACCACCCCGGGGUCUCCAACCAGUUCCUCAUCAACACCAACUCGGAGCUGGCACUGAUGUACAACGAUGCCUCGGUGCUGGAGAACCACCACCUGGCUGUGGGCUUCAAGCUUCUCCAGGAGGAGAACUGCGACAUCUUCCAGAACCUGAGCAAGAAGCAGAGGCAGUCGCUGCGCAAGAUGGUCAUUGACAUGGUGCUGGCCACGGACAUGUCCAAGCACAUGAACCUGCUGGCGGAUUUGAAGACCAUGGUGGAGACCAAGAAGGUGACCAACCUGGGGGUGCUGCUGCUGGACAACUACUCCGACCGGAUCCAGGUCCUGCAGAACAUGGUGCACUGUGCUGACCUCAGCAACCCCACCAAGCCCCUGGAGCUGUACCGGCAGUGGACAGACCGCAUCAUGGUGGAGUUCUUCGGGCAGGGCGACCGGGAGCGGGAGAGGGGCAUGGAGAUCAGCCCCAUGUGUGACAAGCACACAGCCUCGGUGGAGAAGUCCCAGGUGGGAUUCAUCGACUUCAUCGCCCACCCGUUGUGGGAGACGUGGGCUGACCUGGUGCACCCUGAUGCCCAGGAGAUCCUGGACACGCUGGAAGACAACCGGGAAUGGUAUCAGAGCAUGAUCCCACGCAGCCCCUCCCCACCGCCCGAGGGACCCAGAGCGUCCCCUGCCAACGCCGACAAGUUCCAGUUUGAGCUGACGCUGGAGGAGGAGGAGGAGGCUGAGUCGGACACGGAGCUGGAGGGGGCCGAGAGCCCCUUGGAUGAGGACAACAGCGGCUCCAAGACGCCUGCCACAGACGACUCGGAGCUGGCUGACACUGAGCAUUUGUCACCUGGUCCCCAGGACAGGGACUUGCCUGCCACCCGCCCCGGGGAUGUGGACAACCGACAGGCGCUGGAGGGGACGCUGACCAAGGACGGCGGCGGGCGCUUGGUGCCGGGGCCUGAGGGCAGCCAGGGGCUGUGCCUGGACACAGAGGGCAAUGUCACAUUCCUGCCCCUGGGCACGUAGCGGCACCAGCUGGUGGGUCCCCUGGCUGCCACGGGGAUGUGGGACUGGGCACUGCCCCAGUAAGGACUGGGAGCAGUGGAGAGCUGGCAGUGGAAAGCAUGGACAGCACAGGGACUAGGGCAGCUGCUGGGGCACAGGGGGACCCAAAGCAUGGCCCUGCGUGAGAGCUGGGCAGGAUGGGCGCAAGGAUGCUGCUUGCCCUCUCCCAGUGACCAUCCUCUGCUCCCACCCAGUCCCUGUGUACAGCUGCUGGGAGAGGUCCU